AUGGCUAAACGAACACUGGAAUCCUUCUACAACCCCAUCAGUAAGCCAAAGAAACCGCGUGUUGAGGACGCUCCUCCAUCAUCCUACUCCCAUCAUCCCAGCUAUCCCUUCCCCAUCGCGGACUUCCCCCCAUCCAUCGCCAACGCGCUUCCGGACCUCCCAGCCACCACACCACGGAGCAUUACCAACCAGCUGCAUCUGGAUCUGCUCUACUACCAACCCUUCAUUCCAUCCACUGCCUCCCACGAACUCUUCCGCUUCCUCCGCCGCGAACUUCCCUUCUACCGCGUCCAGUACACCAUCCGCCGCGGGCCUACCACAACCCAGAUCAACACCCCGCGCUUCACCACCGUCUUUGGCGUCGACGAUACCUCCCUCUUUACCCCUGUACCCAAUACCUCAAGCAAUGACUCCCGUCUAGUCGACAGCAAAUCCCACACCCCUAUCCCAAGCACCAAAUACAAAUCCACUCCCCGCCCCAUCCCGCCCUGCCUCGACGCCCUCCGCCAACGCGUCGAGGCCGCUACCGACGGCGCACGCUACAACUUCUGUCUGGUAAACUAUUACGCAUCAGGGGACGACAGUAUCUCCUACCACUCUGACGACGAGCGAUUCCUCGGCCCGAAUCCCUGCAUUGCAUCGUUGUCGCUCGGCGCAAAGCGGGAUUUCCUCAUGAAGCAUAAGCUGGCUGAAGGUGUUGAGGCAGCACCGAUCAAGAUGUCUCUCGCGUCAGGGGAUAUGGUCGUGAUGCGGGGUGAGACGCAGGCGAAUUGGUUGCACUCUGUUCCGAAGCGGAGGGGGAGUGAUACGCGCCAAGGGAGGAUCAAUAUUACGUUUCGCAGGGCGGUGGUGCCCGCUGGGACGGAUAAUUAUUAUAGAUAUAAUGUGGGGGACGGACGGGUGUAUAUAUGGAGUGAGGAGGAGGGGAGGAUGGUAGAGCGCUGUUGA
Molecule: messenger RNA, 948 nt
Organism: Aspergillus udagawae
Lineage: Eukaryota; Fungi; Ascomycota; Eurotiomycetes; Eurotiales; Aspergillaceae
Product: alpha-ketoglutarate-dependent dioxygenase AlkB family protein
Exons: 1
Coding region: 1-948 (315 amino acids)
Biological process (GO): DNA repair
Source: RefSeq, a predicted model, not a curated record